AUGAUAAAAAUCACAUUCUUCUUCGCGAUUUCCAUUCUCCUUGUGCUCCAAAGUGUGACGGUUCACUGCUACCUGUAAGCAAUGUUUCAACAAAAAAAGGAAAGUUAAAGUUAAUUUUGUUUGAAGGGUACCGCGCACAACUUCAACUACAACUGAACGCUCAUCAUCGACAUCACUCCCUAUGCGCACUUCUUCUUCUUCUUCUUCUUCUUCUUCUUCUUCUUCUCCCUCUCCUUCUUCGUCUUCGGAAAUUCCGUCGACACUCGGUCCGUGGGUCUCAUUCCAAGAACCCGAACGGCUCAAUCCGUACGUGUACAGUGUCUCAGACACCCCCACAUUCUUCUCUUGUCCACUUUUUCUUCUCGUCUUUUGGUUUCUAUGAGAUAAAAAUUGUUUUAUAAAAGAGUGCAACGCUUUUUCUGGUCUCUUUUUCUUGCAACUUUUUCAGAGACCACAAUUCAAGUGCAGUUCUCUGUAGCUUGGCUUUCUUUCAUUCGAUACCAGUGUUGAGCGGAAUUCCGUCUUCCGUCUUCCGUGGAUUUUUUCUUCUUACCGUAAAACAGUAAUAGCUUUUCAAAAGCCAUUUACUAGCCCCAAAGAACGCGAAUUUUCACGGGCAGUGAGUGACCCAGAUCCAAAAAUUGUGUUGCUUUCGUUAUUUUUUUCAAAAAAAAACCCGGAGAAAAAGGUUCUGCAUUGACGAUUUUUUGUUCCGUCUUCCGUCUUCCGUCUUCCGGGAAAAAAGUUUUCUUCCGUCUUCCGUUUUCCGUGUUCCGUAAAAAAAUGUUCUUCCGUCUUCCGUAAAAAAUUUUCUUCCGUCUUCCGUUUUCCGUGUUCCGUAAAAAAAUUUUCUUCCGUCUUCCGUUUUCCGUGUUCCGUAAAAAAAUGUUCUUCCGUCUUGCGUAAAAAAUUUUCUUCCGUCUUCCGUUUUCCGUGUUUCGUAAAAAAUUUUUAUUCCGUCUUCCGUUUUCCGUGUUCCGUAAAAAAAUGUUCUUCCGUCUGCCGUCUUCCGGAUUUCAAAAUUCUAUUUCCGCUCAACUCUGUUCCCCAUUCCUUCCAUUUCCAUUUUCUAUGACCCAACCUCGACAGGUUCUUCUCUCGCCAGAAGUGCUCUGCAUCCGAGAGAGAAAGAGAAAAAGUGUCCGGUUACCAUUUCUCUGCGCUCUCUCGCUCUCCCCACACUCUCUCGUUUCGAAUGUUUUGGAACAGUUACAAUCCGAGUGUGAAGGGUCAAUCGGGAGAGAGUGGCCGAUGCACCAUGGGCAUGCGCGCACACGUGUUCGCGUGAAUGAUGGAUACGGUAUGCGGGCGGACACUUUGCAAAUGAUCACUGGACGUUUCGCAACCAUCGCUCACUUUGCAACUUUUGAUGUUUUUGGCGGACAUUUCGCAACCAGUUUGAUUGUUGCAAAACGUCUGGUUGCAAAGUGUUUCUGGACUAAAGCAGGAAAGACGUUUUGCAACCGCUCAACGACAAUUUCACUUUACAAGAGUAUGUUUUUCAACAUUGCAACCAGAUUUCGAAAAAGCGUGGUUGCAAAGUGUCCAGUUGCAAAAAGGUCGCGCCCAGAGCGAAGCAUCCCAUCGAUUUGGCGGAUAAUAACCGGAAGUGAGUGCCCUAGAUAUUGUAUAACUAUUCAUACAGAAUCGAGAAUCGUCAAGUGCCAAAAACAUGCAAUUCCUUGAUCCUUGAGGGACCAUGUCAGCAAAUAAUCGUUCUGCUGCCAAGUGGAACGGGACCAACUGUGCACGGAAGCGCGUGGUAUUCGAUAUUGCUGUUACGCAAUUCGUAAUCAUCACUCGUCUCAGUUGCCCGUGUGGGUGUCGAAUGGCUGCUGCCAACUUGGAGUUUGGCUCCCCCCGCUUUCAGAGCACAUUAAUAUUCUUCUAGACCCCCCACGUUGAGUGAUUGUUGCAAAAUGAGACUUCAUUCACAUUUCGCAACUGGAGACAGACGUUUUGCGUCCAAAAACGUAAAAAAAGGGGCGGUUUUAGCGCGAAAUUCGAAAUUUAACCCGAUUUUUCAUGUUUUUCGUAAAAAAUUACCCAAAUUUUGUACGAUUUCGACGAUAUAAUUGCAUAACUUUGUCGAAUUAAUCAUCGCGCACUUUUUGAGCUUAAAACGAGCAGGUUUCAUUCGGAAAUGAAUCAAUUGACGCGAUUUUCAAGUUUUGUGCUGAAAAUGAGCGAAUUUCAGUCAUUCGCCGAUACUUUUUGCCGUUUCAGCGCUUAAAAUACUUGUAUUAACGUGCUUAAUCACUUCCGACACUAAUUUCGUCUCAAAACUAUCCAGAUCGGCCGGUGCGAAAAUUCCGAAUUGCGAAUGAUGCCAAAAACGUCUCAAACGCGGCGUUUUCACGAAAAUUUCAAUGUUUUCUCUCUUUAAUGUCUCUUCUUUCAUCGAUAUAAAACACGCAAAAAUAUCAAAAAAGUGUGCUGGAAUUGCGCGGCAAUUUUCAGAAAACGUGGCGUCUCAGAUUAGGCCACGCCCCCCUUUUAUACACUUUUGGCUUUAUUUCACUUUCGACAGACUUCUCGUCUGCACUAAUCAUCCAUUAAUAUAGUCGAGAAGUCGUCCAUUAACCCCUGCACCACCACCACCAGAUGCUGUUUCUGUUGCUCCUAUUGCCAACUUUUUCCAUUCCUUUCCUUCUUCCCAAAAAUUUGUUUAUAUUCGUCUAAGCUCCCUCUCUCUCGCUCUCUCUCUCUCUCUGCUACCGUAUUCCUCCGAAUCAGAAAGAGAGAGAGAGAGAGAGGAAGGAAGAAAAAGUGGGCGGAGCUUGGAGCGAUGGGGAGAUGGCUCUCACUUAUGCAAUGAGGAGAUAUCUGAGGGCGGAGAGGUCAUUAGGUCAUUGCGUGUGGGUCACCGACAAGUUUAUGACCUCUCUUCCCGAAUCGGCGACAUGUUUUUCAUUGUUAAACUUUCUGAAACGUUUUGAAAAGUCUGUUAAGAAAAAUUGUUUUUUUUUUCAGGUUUUUCCCCCUACUCUCUCUUAUCGACACGCCUUCUCGAUUGUUGAAAUGACGUCAAUGGACUGGUAAGUGUAUAGGCUACCGUAAUCGUGACUCCCACUUUAAACGAGUAUUGUAGAGUUGAUAGACAUUUUUUGGAAACUCUUCAAGUCGAGUACAUCAAUUUUUCAGUUGAUCACUUUUUUGUACGAGCACUCCUAAGCGAACUAUGGUCCUUGGAAGUUGGGAUACGUUCAAUGGGUAUCUUGACUUCCAAUCACUACAGUACACUUCAGAGGGGUCGUAUCAAAAAGUGGUCAACUGAAAAAAUGACGUACUAGACUUGAAGAUGCUCCAAAAAAAUUUUGAAAAGUAUACGACUCUUACAAAGUCUACAAUACUCGUUUCAAACUUGUCAUUUUCUUCUUUGUCCCUACCGCAUUUCUAGCGUCUGUUUGUGGUUUCGUGUGCUCUAUCUUGAAAAAUUUAUAGAGCACUUGAACCUCAACCACAAAGUGUCAAGUUUUCAGGCACUGUAGUCCCUAAUAAUUUCAAUUCCAACUUCCAGAGACUACAGUAAUCCGGGGAGUGAUUGUACCAAAAAGUUGUCAACUACAAAAGUAAAGUCCAUACCUAGGACAGUAUUUUUGCAAUUGACAACUUUUCGGUACAAUCAGUCCCUGGAUUACUGUAGCGCUUGGAAGUUGGGAUGGCUUCAAGUACUCGUAAAGCUAUCCCAACUUUCAAGGACCACAGUACCCUUAGGAAUGAUCGUAUCGAAAAGUUGUCAACUAUGAAAAUGAAGCUCAUUUGCAGCUCGCCAACAACGACGUUCUCGUUGGCCGACGCGCUCGUCCCUCUGAAUGUAAACGGUCCCGUUCAGUCGGCCGCUCCGCCCACGCAUUCCGCUCUCGACUCUUCGUCGCCCGAUUACGAGGACGACGACGAGGAAUUGGAGGAGGAAAUCGAAGAGGAAGAGGGAAAAGAGAGCGACGGAUCGUCGGCGAGAGGAUCUCGGAAGCGGAAGGAGAAACCGCCCUACUCUUACAUUGCACUUAUUGCGAUGGCCAUCGGGGUUCGUACUUUCACUUCUUUUUUCUUUUCUUUUUUUCAAACUAAUUCUCUUGAAUUCCCAAUUGUUCCAGAAACGACCGGACAAAAAGGCGACGUUGGCCGAGAUUUACACCUAUUUGCAGGAGAAUUUCGAGUUUUUCCGCGGCGAAUACGCCGGUUGGCGCAACUCGAUUCGCCACAAUCUGAGCCUCAACGAGUGCUUCGUCAAGUUGCCCAAAGACACCGGCGAGAGGUAGGUAGGCACCCAUUUCUUCGAAGUACGCCAUUUGUCUAGGUUGACGAUCACUUCUAAACGCACUGUAGCUCUUGGAAGCUGGCACUCAAAAGCAUAACUUUCAAGAGCUACAGUAAUCCGGGCAGUGAUUGUACGAAAAAGUUGUGAAUUGCAAAAAUACAGUCCAUACCUAGGACCGCAUUUUUGCAAUUGACAACUUUCCGCUACAAUCACUCCCUGGACUACUGUAGCUCUUGGAAGUUGGGAUGGCUUCGAGUUCUCGUAAAGCUAUCCCAACUUUCAAGGACCACAAUACCCUUAGGAAUGAUCGUAUCAAAAAGUUGUCAACUACAAAAGUAAAGACCAUACCUAGGACAUUGUUUUUGCAAUUGACAACUUUUCGGUACAAUCACUCCCUGGACUACUGUAGGUCUCUUCUGAAAGUCCAGACAGAGUCUAGAUGUCAAAAACGAGUAAAAAAAAUGAAUUGCACGCAUAAUUUGUAGCUAUCGCGGUCGAAAAGGUCACAAAUGGACGAUCAGUCCGUCGAGCGAGUACAUGUUGGAGGAGAACGGAUUCAGAAGACGUCCACGUGGCUACAAGGCACGCAAACGCACUCAUUUCGCGGCCGGCGACGUGGCAAACGAGGUGAGAGUGAGAGACACACUUCUUUUUUUGUUGUUUCGCACAAAAUUUCGUCGAUCGAGUGUCGAGUUGUGCGCGCCAGUCACGUGGCGGCGCUAACGACGACAAUUGGCGUGAUUGAUGAGGGGGGCGGUGUGAACACGUGUCAAUGCAAAACCAACACGAAACACACACACGAUUUAUUCGAGUGUUGCACAAAGAAUUGAGCCGACGGACGAGACGACAAAUGAGGAGGAGGAUGGCAAUUUUAGGGAUUUUUUAUCGCGUAAAUUCGAGCUAGAAAAUUUGACGACAUUUUUUCAAGGUGGCCUUUGCGAUUUUUCCCACCGAUCAGUCUGAAAUUCAAUCGGGCGGUGUGCACAAAGAAUGGGAAAGCGACAGUAAUCGUCAAUUGAAAUGGGAGACACUUUCGCGGACUCUUAUAAACAAAUUUAUGAGCACACACACAUGUGUGUGUGUGUGUGUGCUCCGAAAUUUGGAGGGGAACCUUUUUCUGAUAAUUUUGCGAAAAACGAACAGAAUUUGAAUGCGAUUGCAGCAAUCGUACGAUUUUCCGUGCUCGACGACCGAUUAUUCCGAUUCGACGACUCCGAUCGGAACGACUAUUCCGAAGAUGGAAGUGGAGGAGGACACGCCCACUUCCGAUCCGCUCGUCUCGUCCAGUAAGCACUUUUUGAGCUGAAAAUAGGAAAAAUUGCUUGUUUUGCAGCGAGCACAAUCGCGUUGCCUCCGCUGCUUCCGCACGAUCAAUCGCCAAUCUAUCCGAAUGCGGCGGCGUCGUAUUUCGGAUACGGUUCCGCCGAAAUUCCCAUGCAAUGGGCCUCCCCCUCGUAAGUUUGUUUUUUUUGGGAAUUUUUUCUAGAUUUUCAAGUCAUGUUUUGCUUAAAACCCAGUCAAUUUGAAUUUAAAAAAAAACGCAAAACUUUGCAGGUACGACUGGUACUACACUUCGACACAAAUGGGCUCUCUGUGCUCGCCGGACUUCCCGGGAAUGUGCCCGUCCCCGUCGAUCACUCCUCAAGUCUCGCCCUAUUUCUAUCCGCCCGUCGCCGCCGUCGCUCCGCCGACUUUCAACACCGACGACUGGCGCUUCUCGUCCUCCGCCUUCCACGGAUCCGCGUUCCUCUCGCCGAAUCCGUCUUCCUCGGCCUCUGCCGUCGGCGCCGCCCAAAUUGAUCAUCUCGAUUGUUGA
This is a messenger RNA of Caenorhabditis sp. 36 PRJEB53466, 6077 nucleotides long. Lineage: Eukaryota; Metazoa; Nematoda; Chromadorea; Rhabditida; Rhabditidae. The record is from the annotation of a GenBank genome assembly.